CACCUAAUUGAUUGAGUUGGCUGGGACUAUCAUGUGGCGAGGUUCUUGUAUUCACUAGGGUGGGGGGAAAAAAGGGAUUUUGGAGGUAGCAGUGAUGUGCGCUUGGAAAUCAAUGGUAGGAUUAGCUUAAGUUAAAGAAACGACAAAGGAAACCAGAAAGAAAAUGAAGAAGUAAAGAGAAAGGAGCACGAAGGCAGACCGCCAAUUUCAGUCAGUCGAGUUAAAAGAGUAGGGGAUAAGGUUUCUUCUCUGGCUGUCCAUCUCAAUUCUCAAGCGAAUAGCGAGUAGUGGAAGAUUUUCCUCACCGGAUCCGCUCCCCAGCCUCCAGUCCCCACUCCACUUUGCCUGUUAAGCGUUGAACAAAGAAAAUAUUUCGUGUGGGUCGUCUGGCUCGCACUGCAAAACCCUCUCCUCCUCCUCCUCCACUCGCUUCCUAUAUACUUCCACUGGUGAAACCAAAAUUCUAUUUAUUGCUUUGGGAAUUCAAUUAAGUGACCCCACCCUAUUAGUUCUUCUUCUUCUUCUUCCUAAAACCCUAAUUACCGUCGGUAAUCACAUUAAUUAUUCCGGCAUUCAACUAAUUUAAAAACCUACGAACAAGUGAAGGCCUAGGCAUGACCACUACGCUUCAGGCUUCUAUUCUCUACAAACCCCCUUCUCUCCCUAUCCCCUCUAGCCGUAACGUAUCUUCUUCGUCAUCUUCCUAUAAACGCCUCCACCAUCUUAGUCCCUUACCUCCUCCUCCUUUUGAUCAUCAUUUGUAUCUACUUUCUAAACUAUAUUUCACUAAUCAUCUUCAUCGUUAUCCUGCUUCAACUUCUCGAUUUUGCCGCCAUUGUCCGUUGCUUGUCGCCUGUGCGUUUCAUCCCGAUGACCUUACUGACUUAACUUCUUCUUCUUCCGAUAAGAAUGAUUUGUAUUCAGGUUCUGAAAAACAACUACUUAAUGUUAAUACUAGUAGUAAUGAAUCCUUAUUUAGUAGUCAACUUUCUUCUGGUGAAGCUACGGGGACUGAACCGGCACCGCCUCAGGCCACCGAGGGGCCACCUGAUGAUAAUGCCAGCGGCGCCACGGGGGUGAGGAGUAAGUUGCCAAUUGUGGUGUUUUUCAUGGGACUUUUUGCAACGGCGAGGAAAGGGCUCGAGAAGCUUAUGUUGCCAGCCUGGUUUAGUUGGUGGCCCUUCUGGCGCCAAGAGAAGCGCCUCGAGCGCUUGAUUGCAGAGGCGGACUCAAAUCCCAAGGAUGCAGCCAAGCAGAGUGCUUUGUUAGCCGAGCUCAAUAAGCACAGCCCUGAGUCAGUUAUUCGCCGUUUUGAGCAAAGAGAUCAUGCAGUUGAUAGUAGGGGGGUUGCAGAGUACAUCCGAGCUCUUGUGGCAACUAAUGCCAUUGCUGAUUAUCUUCCUGAUGAGCAAUCUGGAAAGCCUUCUAGUCUUCCUUCCUUGUUGCAAGAGCUGAAACAACGUGCCUCAGGCAACAUGGAUGAACCUUUUCUUAGCCCUGGCAUAUCUGAUAAGCAGCCACUACAUGUUGUAAUGGUUGAUCCUAAAGUCUCCAACAGAUCAUCACGUUUUGCACAAGAGCUUAUCUCUACUAUCUUGUUCACUAUAGCUGUUGGUUUGGUGUGGUUGAUGGGUGCUGCUGCGCUUCAGAAAUAUAUUGGGAGCUUAGGUGGGAUAGGAACUUCAGGUGUUGGAUCUAGUUCUUCCUAUGCCCCGAAAGAAUUGAAUAAAGAAGUAAUGCCUGAAAAGAAUGUUAAAACUUUCAAGGAUGUUAAAGGUUGUGAUGAUGCUAAACAAGAGCUUGAGGAGGUUGUUGAGUACCUCAAGAGCCCCUCAAAGUUUACUCGACUAGGAGGCAAAUUGCCAAAGGGAAUUCUUUUAACUGGAGCACCUGGGACUGGAAAAACUUUACUGGCCAAGGCAAUCGCUGGAGAAGCGGGGGUACCGUUCUUUUAUAGAGCAGGCUCUGAAUUUGAAGAGAUGUUUGUCGGAGUUGGUGCCCGACGUGUAAGAUCCUUGUUCCAAGCAGCUAAGAAAAAGGCUCCGUGCAUUAUUUUUAUUGAUGAAAUUGAUGCCGUUGGAUCAACUCGAAAGCAAUGGGAAGGUCACACGAAGAAAACACUUCAUCAACUACUUGUUGAAAUGGAUGGUUUUGAACAGAAUGAGGGAAUAAUAGUGAUGGCUGCCACAAACUUGCCUGAUAUACUUGAUCCAGCUUUAACAAGACCUGGUAGAUUUGAUCGUCAUAUUGUUGUUCCAAGUCCAGAUGUGCGGGGUCGCCAAGAGAUAUUGGAGCUUUACUUACAGGAUAAACCAUUAGCUGAUGAUGUUGAUGUGAAAGCAAUUGCUCGCGGUACACCAGGGUUCAAUGGGGCAGAUCUUGCAAACUUGGUUAACAUUGCUGCUAUCAAGGCUGCAGUUGAAGGUGCUGAGAAGUUAACAUCAACGCAGUUGGAGUUUGCUAAAGACAGGAUCAUCAUGGGUACGGAACGGAAAACUAUGUAUCUGUCUGAAGAGUCAAAAAAGCUCACUGCAUAUCAUGAGAGUGGCCAUGCAAUUGUUGCUUUUAAUACUGAAGGUGCACAUCCAAUUCACAAAGCAACAAUCAUGCCUCGUGGAUCUGCUUUGGGCAUGGUUACACAGCUUCCAUCAAAUGAUGAGACCUCAAUCAGCAAGAAGCAGUUGUUAGCUCGACUUGAUGUUUGUAUGGGAGGAAGGGUUGCAGAAGAGCUUAUCUUUGGUCAGGACCAUGUUACUACUGGAGCUAGUAGUGACCUCCACACAGCUACAGAAUUAGCUCAAUAUAUGGUAUCUACCUGUGGGAUGAGUGAUGCAAUUGGACCAAUCCACAUCAAAGAGCGGCCGGGUUCAGAAAUGCAAUCACGGAUUGAUGCUGAAGUGGUUAAGCUCUUGAGAGAAGCUUAUGAUCGUGUAAAAGCACUGCUAAAAAAGCAUGAGAAAGCAUUGCAUGUCCUAGCCAAUGCACUUCUUGAGUACGAGACCUUAACUUCUGAGCAAAUUAAACGGCUUCUCCUUCCAUAUGGUGAAGGAUUGUUAACAGAUCAACAGCAGCAGCAACAAAACGAAGAAGAGGAGCUUGUUUUGGCUUAAUUGGGCACUGCAUCUCUUCUGGUUGUUUUGCAGCGGCAGGCAGACGUGUACAGCGUAUAGAAACCCCACAGAAAUAUUCAUAUAAAACGUCUAUAGUUGUUCCUGCCCUCUUUGUUGUUAUAGCAUAUUUAAGGAACUUCUUCAUGGCAAAAUUGUAAAUGAACGAUUAGGUUGAUAGAGUUUUGAUAUUCGUUUAUAAUACGCCCACCUUUAGGGUAGAAAUUUUGACGCUUACAGUUUGACGAAGUUGAAAUUAUUUACUAAGAAUAGAAUCUUUUUUUUUUUUU
Messenger RNA from Coffea arabica (coffee), 3397 nucleotides. RefSeq names its product ATP-dependent zinc metalloprotease FTSH 11, chloroplastic/mitochondrial. Gene Ontology annotation, cellular component: chloroplast; membrane. Lineage: Eukaryota; Viridiplantae; Streptophyta; Magnoliopsida; Gentianales; Rubiaceae. Gene Ontology annotation, biological process: protein import into chloroplast stroma; proteolysis. The record is from RefSeq and is a predicted model, not a curated record. Gene Ontology annotation, molecular function: ATP-dependent peptidase activity; ATP hydrolysis activity; ATP binding.